Messenger RNA from Paramuricea clavata, 789 nucleotides. Lineage: Eukaryota; Metazoa; Cnidaria; Anthozoa; Malacalcyonacea; Plexauridae. The record is from the annotation of a GenBank genome assembly.
AUGAAAGAAUUCCAGAAGAUAAGCGGCCAAAUCGAUACGAAUUCGAAGAAGAAAGCCAAUACAAAAUCAAAGCAGAAUGUUGAGCAAGGGCAAGGCGAGAAAGAAAAGGCGAUUGAAUUUCUAAGCGACCAAUACGAUGAUUUACUUUCAUAUAAUAGCAAGAUGAAGAAAUAUCUUGAUCGCUUGGGCGCCCAAUUAAACGAAAUUAGUAUGAAAGUCGAAAGAAUUGAGAAAAUUCUCGAUAGUUUCGAAUCCUACAGUUAUCAGUACGGUGCGAAAAUUAUCGGUGUACCGGAGAUUAAUACAAAAGAAUCGUCAAUAAAAACCACUAAGCUAUGUGUUGACCUGUUUAAUGCAAUGGGUGCUAACGUUUCUGCCCAGGAUAUUGACAUUGCUCACCGCGUCUCGGAUCGAUCUUCUUGCUCAAGCGAAGGAAAGCCGAAGCCUAUUAUAUGCAAGUUUGUUAGGCGUUUAUCAAAAGAAUCUGUGAUGAAACUGAGAAAGGAAGCAGGUAAAAUUAAUUCUUCUGACUUGGGUUUCAAUGCUACUCUAGACAUUAAAAUUGCUAUAUUUGAUUAUCUUACGCCGAAACCUCAGAAACUCCUGUAUGAAGCAAAAAAUUCAAAGCAAGCCAUCGAUUUGAAUACUGUUGGACCAAGGAACAAUCAAGUAUAUCUUCGCGAACAUGAGAAUUCCCACACCUAUAAGAUUUCUGACCUUCAGGAUUUAAGAAGACUAGAGUCAUCCGACUACGAGUGCAGCACAGGAUCAAGAAGCGAUUGUGGCUAA